This is a messenger RNA of Rotaria sordida, 927 nucleotides long. NCBI's taxonomy places the organism in Eukaryota, Metazoa, Rotifera, Eurotatoria, Philodinida, Philodinidae. The record is from the annotation of a GenBank genome assembly.
AUGGCCAAUAUAGUCAUCGAACUGUUUCAUUUUUGCGUAAAAUUUCGUUUUCUAAAUCAUUUUAUUUUUGUCUUGUUUCUUGUUGAUCUUGUAUUGUUUUAUUUACUCUUCGCGUCACCAAGACUGAAGUCUAUCAGUGUGAAUCAACAUUAUUCAUACUAUGUUUGUACUCAAAUUUAUAAUGAAUCUGAACAUUAUUUGAUUGAUUGGCUUGAUCAUCAGUUCAAUGUUGUUGGUUUUAAAAAUGUUUGUUUGAUCAAUGUUGGUAAACCAUUGUCAACAUCUCUUCGAAAACAAUUUCCAAUUGCUUAUAUUGAAAAACCAAAUCAUUUUCAAGAAUUUCAUUAUUGUCUUUCAUCAUGUUUUGUGGAUAAACCAAUGCAUCCAGAAGAUUUACUGAUGAUUCAAGAUAUUGAUGAAUAUCUUAAUGUGAGAAAACCUGAUAUAAUAUUGAAGAAUUAUUAUAAAUACGAUCAAUUUCAUUUUAAUGAGAUUCGUUAUGGUUAUGUCCUAGAUACAAAUAACGAAAUGCUCAAUCGUUCAUUACGUACCACUAAUUUAUGGCGCAAGCCACAUCGCUAUCUUGGUGAAUAUGAGGAAAAGGAUUUACGAGAUUUGUUCAAAUGCAAAUCCUAUGGGGGUUGGCCAUCAUGUGAAGAAGGUAAUGGUAAAGAAAUGAUCCGUGUUGCAACCAUUCAAUCAUUGUCUGUCCAUUUUCACACGAGUAAACUUCAACCAGAUCGAAGAUACUAUGUGGAUAUGAAGGAAAUUCGUCUAAAUCAUUAUAUAAUGAGAACUAAAGAAGAUGCUAUACUAUCUGCUAAAAAAUGGAAUAAACUUGGAUCACGUCGUGGUCAAAUGGCUGUAAAUCGAUGGUUUCGAAUGAUAUUCGAUGAUUCAAUUAUAGAAUCAAAAAGACUUAUUUGA